CAUCCUGUUCCCGGUCACGUUUAUGUUGUUUGGUUGGGGAAGGUACCUACCUGGGAAGGUAACAGGGGCGACUGCGGGGGAGACGCCGAGUUUUGGGCGGAGAGGAAUAUUUUCUACGCCUUUUCUCAUUUGUUGGCCGAAACAGUCUGCGCGUUUGCUUUUCUUAGGGGCAUGGAAAUGGGCGAAGGGUUCACGGGGGGAGAGUUGGGAGAGGAGGAGGAGGAAGAAGACGAAGAAGAGCUCCCGGAAGCUCCCGGUUGCUCCGGGGCAGCAUCCCGCUUCGAGAGGGGACGCCGCUCCGAGUCCGGUGGUGAGGGGAAUGAAGAGGUAGAAGAGGAGGAGGAAGAAGAAGAAAUAGAAGAAGAGGCCGUAGAAAGGGGGCGCAGAAAGCCCUUUGGGAUGGAGGAGGGAGCAAUGGACUCGGACGAUGAAGAUGAGCGUAUGAUUAAUCUGUCUGAGCUGACACCAUAUAUAAUGUGUUCCAUCUGCAAGGGGUAUUUCAUAGAUGCUACAACUAUCACGGAGUGUCUUCAUACAUUUUGUAAGAGCUGCAUAGUAAGACAUUUUUACUACAGUAAUAGAUGUCCAAAAUGCAACAUUGUAGUGCAUCAGACACAGCCCCUUUAUAAUAUAAGGCUCGAUCGACAGUUACAAGACAUAGUAUAUAAAUUAGUUGUCAACUUGGAAGAAAGGGAGAAAAAGCAAAUGCAUGAUUUCUACAGGGAGAGAGGUCUAGAAAUACCCAAACCUGCUAUGCCACAGCCAGUUGCUGUAGCCAGGGGAAGACCUCGCAAAGUUGUAGGCUCAGUGUUCCGUAUCCCCCCAGAACUUGACAUGUCACUACUCCUGGAAUUUAUCGGAGCUAAUGAUCUCUCAGGGAAUUUUAAGCCCCUGGAAAAGAAGUUUGUACGGGUUUCAGGAGAGGCAACAAUUGGACAUGUUGAGAAAUUCCUGCGAAGAAAAAUGGAUCUUGAUCCUGGCUGUCAGGUAGACAUAAUAUGUGGAGAUCAUCUGCUGGAACACUACCAGACUUUAAGGGAAAUCCGACUAGCUCUAGGAGAGAGUGCUUUGCAGGAUGGCUUACUUGUACUGCACUACGGUCUGAUUCUUAGCAGAGAUUCUGCACUUUAAAAGAUUGUAUAAAUCUCAUAAAUCAAAGAGCUCUGAAGAAGCAAAUCGAUCAUCAUCAGUGCUGAAGUACACGAAAUGAAGCAGGCUGUUCAGAAACAAUGCAUCACUCUUUGCUGUAUGCAGGUUAAUUAAUAUAUCACUUAAAUCAGCAUAGAAAGCAAAUGCUGCACUCGUAGGUACAGAGAGACUGCAGUACUUUCUGCCAUCAAAACCCAGCUACCCCAGGAAGAGCAAACCCACUGCAAAGUGAGCACAGCCAUUCAUUUUAAUUGCUGUUUUGUGGCACUGCAAGUCACUGCUUAUUCCCAGGAUUGCAGACAAGCAUGUACUUGAAAGUCCUUAAAUAUACAAUGGCAAUGGUGUUCUCAGGGAUUAUCUUCAGUGUCUCAUAUACAUUCUCCUUGGUGAAACUAAGCAUACUGGUUGGUUCUUAUAGAAAUAGUAUGGGAAACCUGUCAGAUGAAUCUGUAAAAGAAAUGGGGAACAACCACCCUUUAUUAGUUUUAAGCAUUAUAUCUCACAUUGUACAUCAGAAAUAGUAUCAAGCUAUGCAACUUUAGAGCAGUGGAACAGAAUGUGAAAGGAAUUAGACACCUGCUAAUUGGGCACCAAAUUCUUUACCCGAUGUAAAUGUUUAUGUUGAGCUGGCUGUGAAGUUCUUUCUGGAAACCAUUUAAGCUCUUGGUUCUAUUCCUACUAAAGUCAGCAUGAAGCCUUUAUUGUGGUCCAUAAGUAGGAUUCCUUUCAUACUUCUCAGCAAGUCUUCUUUUAUUUCUGGCUUCCAGCCACAGUCACAUUUGUCCUGCCCUUUCAUAGCCUCUUUCCUCUUACUCCACCUUUCUGUCCUUUGCUGGUGCUUAUUCCUCACUUGCUUCAGCUGCCAUUUUGGAGCCCUAGUUGGUGGCACUGGAAUGGAUUGUGACCUCUUCCAAACAUAAGUACUUCAGACAGCACUCUAUUGUAGUGUCAAGGACAAGGGAGACUGUGCCCUGAAUAGCAAAUAACUGAAUAUUUGAUUUUGUUUAUUUCUUGUAACACACCCACAUUUUGUUUAUUUCUUGUAACACGUCCACAAAACUGGUUUAGUCACAAGGUUUCCAAAGAGCAUUGUUGUAUAUAGCUCCAGAAAUAAAACAUGAAUACCUGAGACUACAGUAGCAGGACUAUGUGUAGAAUAUGUGCUUUAUGAUACAAAAGGUGCCACUUUGCUGAUCAUCUGUUCUUCUUCAAUAUUCAGUUCUAUUAGAGAUAGAAUUGCUGCUCUGUAUACAUAAAGACACUAGAUAGGUCAUAAUAUUUUUAAUUACAAGUUUUUGCGCUUAAGAAAAUGCCUCUACAAAUUGAAUUUUGCAAUAAUAAAUUUUGUAGUGGAAAGGUAUUUCUAAAUUCUUAUUGUAUAAUCAAAAUGUUCAGUUUGUUUUGGAGCUGUAUUAAAAAGCAGUAAUAAAAAUGGAGAACAUGAUUUUGUACAUUUUAAAAUUUGUGUUGUGUUUCAGCUAAAUUGUUGUUUUUCUUUUUAAAAAAACAUGAUGUAAUGUCCAAAUUAGGAAAAUUAAAAGGUGAUUUAACGUUG
Molecule: messenger RNA, 2704 nt
Organism: Sphaerodactylus townsendi
Lineage: Eukaryota; Metazoa; Chordata; Lepidosauria; Squamata; Sphaerodactylidae
Gene: PCGF6
Product: polycomb group ring finger 6
Exons: 10
Coding region: 172-1131 (319 amino acids)
Biological process (GO): regulation of transcription by RNA polymerase II
Cellular component (GO): PRC1 complex
Source: RefSeq, a predicted model, not a curated record